Molecule: messenger RNA, 4082 nt
Organism: Eupeodes corollae
Lineage: Eukaryota; Metazoa; Arthropoda; Insecta; Diptera; Syrphidae
Exons: 1
Coding region: 84-4082 (1332 amino acids)
Biological process (GO): DNA integration
Molecular function (GO): zinc ion binding; nucleic acid binding
Source: RefSeq, a predicted model, not a curated record
GAACAUUGGCGACGAGGAUAAAUUAAAUCGAGAAAUUAUUCUUAAAUGUUGUGACUAGUGAAAAUAAAUUUUCUACGAGCAGCAUGUCAAAUGAAGAAAAGUCAGUUGUGCAGACCAUUGCGGUUGGAAACAAUUUUGAGGAAUUCAACCCAGAAUCAGUAGAUUGGGAAGUUUUCGAAGCGAAACUUCAACAAUAUUUUCUCAGUGUUGGAGAAGAAGAUGAGCAAAGAAAAACAGCAUUUUUGUUAACUAAAUUGCAUCAUGAAACUUUCAAGCUUCUCAGAGACAGUGUUUAUCCAAAAACCAUCAACAAAUUGACUUUCGCCGAAGUUACAAAUAAUCUAACAAAUUUCUAUGGGAAAAAGGUGGCAGUGUUUGUUGAACGGCGUAGUUUCUAUGACCUAAAGCAGAUGGUAAGCGAAAGCAUAAAUGAGUGGUACACGAGAAUAAAAAAAUCAGCAGUUAAUUGUAAAUUUGGCAACCAGCUAGACGCAGCAUUGCGUGAUAUAUUCAUAACAGGUCUUAAAGAUGGUCCGAUUCUAGACAAAUUAUUAGAAGAGGACGAAACGAUAACUCUUGACAAAGCAUGGCAAUUAGCAAUAAAAAAAGAAACAUUGGUAAAUAGUCGCAAUACAAACACAUUAAUGGUAAAUAAGAUGAACACGCAUACACGGUCAUCACAUAAUGAUAGAAGUAUGAAGAGUCGAACCACAAAGUCAUACGAUCAUACCUCUGCUGGUACAUCUGCAACGGGAAAUAAUAAAGGAAUGCGAAAUGUAGAUAGAACUCGAAAGAAUGAUGGAUGUCAUCGAUGUGGAAGAGUGGGGCACAAUAGUGAACAGUGCUACUACAAAAGUUAUGUAUGUGACAUUUGCAAAAUCCGUGGACACCUUAAAAUUAUGUGCAGAAACAAAAAUUCACGAUGUGAACAGAUCAAGCACAUAAGUGCCGUUGAAGGGGCACAAGAGAAAGACGAUGACGAGUACAUUGAAUUAAAAAACAUCACCGCCAACACAAAAAUCAUUCCACCAAUAACGCUGCCAGUAAAAAUUGAUGGUUGUCAAAUUAAUAUGGAGCUGGACACGGGCAGUGCAGUCACAAUAAUUCCGCAAUGUGUAAUGAGUGAGCUAUUUGCAACUAAAAAACUCAUGUCAUCAAACUUAAAAGUAAAAGGGUACGGCGGGGAAGAAAUCAAAGUAUAUGGCAAAAUAGAAUGUGAAUGUGAAUAUCAAGGUAAAAACAAAAAACUCGAGGUGUACAUAACGGAGCCGGGUAGAAGCGCAUUGUUAGGAAGAGACUUUGCAACGGAGUUUGGACUAAUCUUGUCAUUGAGAAAUUCAAUUGAAGUACACAAAGUAACAAAAAGUAUUGAAUCCAAAAUUGGAGAAUUAGAAACAAAAUUUGCGAAUGUAUUUGACAAUAAAAUGGGUAAAUUUAAACAUGAAAAAAUUAAUCUGAAAAUGAAAAACGAAACAGUGAGUCCAGUGUUUAUAAAACCAAGAAAUUUGCCAUAUGCUUUGAAAGAGAACGUGGAAAAAGAAAUUGAUCGUCUGACGGCUGAGGGCAUCCUCACACCGGUGGAGUACAACAAAUGGGGAACUCCUCUAGUUCCUGUAAUUAAGUCUGAUGGCCGCAUUAGACUAUGCGGCGAUUAUAAGUCGACAAUCAAUAAAUAUCUUGAGGUAGAUACCUAUCCGCUACCCAGAAUUCAGGACCUUCUGCAUAAAUUAUCCGGAGGUGAGAAAUAUUCAAAAAUAGAUCUAAAAGAAGCUUAUUUACAGAUAGAGCUAGACGAAGAAAGCAAAAAACUUUGUGCAUGGUCCACGUCGAAGGGGGUAUAUCUAGUUAAUCGUAUGCCAUAUGGAAUAUCACCUGCAACAUCAAAAUUCCAGAGAAUUAUGGCCAAAAUGUUUCACGACAUUGAAAAUGUCACCGUUUUCGUUGAUGACAUCUUGGUGACUGGAAAAAAUGAUGAUGAACACAUUACAAAUCUCGAAAGGGUGUUCCAAAGAUUGCAAGACGCUGGUAUGACGGUGAAGCUAAGCAAAUGUGAAUUCUUCAAAGAAGAGAUUUGCUAUUUGGGUCAAAUUAUCAACAAAACUGGCAUAAGAAAGAAUCCCGGUGUCAAAGCAGUUCUCAAAGCUGAUCCACCUAGAAACGUCAAACAGGUACAAGCAUUUUCUGGUCUUGUAAAUUAUUACGGCAGAUACAUUCCGAAUGUAUCAAUGGUCAUGGCACCAAUCUACAACUUGUUGAAGCUUGGAGCAUCUUUUGUUUGGACGAAGGAAUGCCAAGCUGCGUUCGAUGAAAUAAAAAGCAUAAUUGCGUCAGAUAAAGUGUUGGUGCAUUAUCAUCCAGAAUGGGAAGUUGUACUGGAGUGUGAUGCAUCUGAUGAAGGCAUUGCUGCAGCGCUGUCGCAUAAGCUGCCGUCGGGAGAAGAGCGACCAAUUUCAUUUGCGUCCAGAAUUCUGUCAUCACCUGAGCGAAAUUAUAGCGUUCUCGAUAAAGAGGCCCUGGCAGUGUACUAUGGGGUGCAAAAAUUCUCAGAUUACUUAUUCGGCAGGCAGUUCAUUAUCAGAAGCGACCAUAAACCAUUGCUUGCAAAGUAUGGUGAAGAUCGCAGCAUCCCGUUGAUGGCAGCUAAAAGGGUGCAUAGAUGGGCGACUUAUCUGGCAGCAUUCAACUACAAGUUCGAAUAUAUCAAGGGUCAAGACAAUAAGGUGGCUGAUAUGUUAUCCCGAUUUUCAUUCAAAGACGAAGUUGAUACGAGGGAGCAGGCGGUGGAAGAACAUAUUAAGAAGGUAAUUACAGAAGUAAAAUUAAUUGAUUUUGGUAUCAUUCAAGAGCUCACCCAGAAAGAUCGAGUGCUUACGGAAGUGCUCAAGAACAUUAAAACGGGAUGGAAAACUAAAAACAUGGGUGACGACUUGAAACCGUACUGGCUAAGAAGGAACGAGCUUGAAAUCAUCAACGGUGUUGUUAUGUGGGGCUUCCGUGUUCUAGUACCAGAACAACUGCAAUCGCAAGUACUCGAAGAACUACAUGAUGCGCAUUUAGGAAUGUCCAAAACAAAGUCAUUGGCGAGAUCGUAUGUGUGGUGGCCACACUUGGAUAUGUGCAUCGAAAAAAUGGUACGAAGUUGUCUAGCAUGUGGUAUUCACAAUGCUAAUCCUCCGAAAGCUGCGAUCAACCAAUGGCCAGAAGCAACAGAACCAUGGGAGAGGAUACAUGCCGAUUUUGCGGGACCUUUUCUGAAUCGGCAAUUCUUGGUCAUCGUAGACGCCAAAACAAAAUGGGUAGAGAUCUAUCCGAUGAACAGCAUCGUAGCCAAAUCAACAAUUGAGAAGUUUUAUGAAACGUUUGCACGAUUUGGGUUGCCAAGAACUUUGGUGACAGAUAAUGGGACUACAUUCACAGGCAGUGAAUUUCAAUCUUUCAUCAAGAAAAAUGGUAUUAAACACAUAACAUCACCACCAGGCCAUCCGCAAAGCAACGGUUUAGCCGAAAAUGCAGUGAAGUCAUUUAAGUUGGCAGUGAAGAAAAUUUUAGCAGGUGGAGAGAAGUCGGUAGCAAUUGCUCUGGCGCGAUAUUUGUUCCACCAUCGGUUGGCAGAGCAUACUACGACAGGCUUGUCACCAGCUUUAGAGAUGUUUAAGCGAAGGUUACGUAUGAGAUUGGAUCUUUUAAGGUCAGAAGUUGACGGCGGCGUUAAAACACUGACAAAUUACGAGGACAAGCCAAUACAACGUGAUCGAAAAAUGUUUGUGGAAGGUGAGCCAGCAUUGGUAAAAGAUUUUCGAAUCGGCAAGAGGUGGUCGGUGGCAGUCGUGAAAAAGAAGAUUGGAAAGCAGACUUAUUUGGUAACUACUGAUGAUAAUCACGUUUGGAAAAGACAUUUGAACCAGAUGAAGAAGUUUUCCGAAAAGACAAUUUCCAAGACAGAAGCUAAGUCCGAGCAAAGAAACACACACUUGGAUCACGUAGUCGUCAGAUCACAGGCAACAAGAUAUAAACCUACACUUCGACAAUAUGAGUUGAGGCGUCGCAGUCGAUUAAACAAGCCAAGGAGAUAUCCGAAUUAG